AUGAAAAGCAAAAGAAGAUACCUCAAAGAAAUAAAUGUUUCUAUUUAGAAUGUGAUAAAUCUUUUGCUAGAGCUGGUCGGUUAUUGGCUCAUAUCCAAACUAAGCAUCUUCUAUAAAAUCUACACUAAUGCCCAUUUGAAGGCUGCUCAAAGAUUUUCGCAGAAAAAGGGAACCUUCAGGUACAUUAUUGAAUACAUUCAGGCGAAAAACCAUUUAAAUGUUAAUUUUGCAACAAAAAAUUUACCUCUACUGGUAAUUGCAAAGAUCACUAAAGGAGGCACUUCAAAUUAAAAAAUUACUUCCCCAGAGCAUGGAAAAUUAGAUCAGUAAUUUUUUACUAAAGCCCAAAUCAUCGAUUUAAAGUUUGAAAAAAUAUAGUCUAUCUUAGGUGAAGAUAGAACAAACAUAUAAACCUUUGGUUUACUAAAUAGAGAACAAACUGAUGAAAGAAAUUUUGUUUCAAAUUCCCAAUCAUUAAUGAUGAAUUCAAAUGAUCAAAAUUCUAAAGAGACAAAAAUAGCUUCAAUCAACACUUAAACUACUUUCAUGAAUUCACAAUUCUAAAGCAGAUCUACAGAAGAACUAGAUUGUAGUCCUUCUAGAUUUUUGGAUUUUAAAUAUAUGAUUGAAAUUGGCAUACUCAUGGAAAAUGAUAACAUUGCAAGAUUCUGUGUGAAUGAACAAAUUAAGUUAUUCAGACAUGAUGAAUGA
Stylonychia lemnae is the source of this 711-nucleotide messenger RNA. The record is from the annotation of a GenBank genome assembly. NCBI's taxonomy places the organism in Eukaryota, Ciliophora, Spirotrichea, Sporadotrichida, Oxytrichidae.